AUGGCUUUUCAAAUGCUAAAAACUGAGAAAGGGAAAGAUAGUAUUUGCUACGAUGGCUACAUUUUUUUAAAAGAAAAAGAAAAUGAUACGAAAUCCAUAUGGAAAUGUAAUCAGUAUUAUAAAAAUAAAUGUCGCGGACGACUUCACCAAAGCGAAGGGAAAAUAUUAAAAAACACUGACCAUAAUCACGUUCCAAGUUCAUCAGACAUUCAGGUAAAAAAAACACUUGAUAAUCUAAAAGAUAUAGCCAGUAAUAAUAGUGAUAUGAGUACACAAUCGGUAAUAGGUUCAGCACUUAUUCAAAUCCCUACUGAAUCGUCUGGGCAGUUACCUAAUAUAAAUAGACUUAAACGUACUAUUCAACGUGUACGUAAGCAAAAAUUACAGUUGCCCAAUGACCCGACCAACUUAAACUUUAUCAUACCUGAUGAAAUGACAAAAACCAUAGAUGGAAAUCUUUUUUUACAAUAUGAUAGUGGUAUUAAUACUGAACGAAUUUUAAUUUUUUCAACAACACGUUUAUUGUAUCUUAUGACACAAUGCGACAAUUGGUUUUGUGGAUGGCACAUUUUCUAG
Molecule: messenger RNA, 576 nt
Organism: Rhopalosiphum padi (bird cherry-oat aphid)
Lineage: Eukaryota; Metazoa; Arthropoda; Insecta; Hemiptera; Aphididae
Exons: 1
Coding region: 1-576 (191 amino acids)
Source: RefSeq, a predicted model, not a curated record